Molecule: messenger RNA, 602 nt
Organism: Suncus etruscus (white-toothed pygmy shrew)
Lineage: Eukaryota; Metazoa; Chordata; Mammalia; Eulipotyphla; Soricidae
Gene: RPL36AL
Product: ribosomal protein L36a like
Exons: 2
Coding region: 61-381 (106 amino acids)
Biological process (GO): translation
Cellular component (GO): cytosolic large ribosomal subunit; ribosome
Molecular function (GO): structural constituent of ribosome
Source: RefSeq, a predicted model, not a curated record
UCCGGUAAGCUGCGCUCCGAGGGGAGUGGAGCUGGGAGACCCCGGUUUCCAGCCGCCACGAUGGUGAACGUUCCCAAGACCCGGCGAACCUUCUGCAAGAAGUGCGGGAAGCACCAGCCCCACAAGGUCACCCAGUACAAGAAGGGCAAGGAGUCCCUGUACGCCCAGGGCAAGCGGCGCUACGACCGCAAGCAGAGCGGCUACGGGGGCCAGACCAAGCCCAUCUUCCGCAAGAAGGCCAAGACCACCAAGAAGAUCGUGCUGAGGCUCGAGUGCGUGGACUCCAGCUGCCGCUCCAAGAGGAUGCUGGCCAUUAAGAGGUGCAAGCAUUUCGAACUGGGAGGAGACAAGAAGAGGAAGGGCCAAGUCAUCCAGUUCUAAGUCUCCGUUCUGUUCCUUGGUUGUUUGUUGUUGGUUUUAUUUAUUUAUUUUUGUGUUCUUGUUGUCCGGGACCAAAGCUAGGAACUCACAUUUCAAGACAUGACCUCUUACAUUCCUGAGCCUUGUUCCUGGAACUCGUUUGUUUUGGAGUGGAAAAGGUGGAAACUUUUAUAGAGCUGUCAUACCUCUAUCAAAAUAAAUGCACUGAUUUCUUAUUCAAA